Messenger RNA from Anolis carolinensis (green anole), 4866 nucleotides. It is a transcript of the gene prss35, whose product is annotated as serine protease 35. The transcript is spliced from 4 exons. The record is from RefSeq and is a predicted model, not a curated record. Bases 418 to 1665 code for a protein of 415 amino acids. Lineage: Eukaryota; Metazoa; Chordata; Lepidosauria; Squamata; Anolidae. Gene Ontology annotation, molecular function: serine-type endopeptidase activity. Gene Ontology annotation, biological process: proteolysis.
ACACUUUCCAGAACAUUCAAAAAUAUUUGAACGAUACAGAUCAAAAUCUCCCGCACACGAUUGAAUAUUCGGUUUCCGUUACUAUUGACGCACCAAAGUCUUUAGAGAGAAAACUGGCACCUGUAAUGGAGAAGCUACCUUGAUUUUGUUGCAAGUUGUGAUGGAUACAUUACUUAUGACUAUAUGAAAUGCCAGGAACAGAGUAGCAAGAGAAGAGCUGUAGAAUGGCUUCAUAUAUUAAGAAGAUCCUGGGCACCAUCCAAGUUCCUUUGGGAUGACUGGCUCCCUGACUGUCUGACUCACAUGCACCACCUCAGAUCCGAAAGCUCUGGGAACUGGAAUUAGCUUCAGCAGUGGCUGCAGCUGUAUGGGAAAACAGAACUGGCAUUUGGCACUCAAGAAGGAAAUAAAGACAAGAUGGGCUGUGUUCUGCUGUUACUACUAUUUUCCAUUCCUUUCUUUCAUCUCAUUCAUGGGAUAGAUAUAGAAGAAGAUUUUAUUUGGCAGUUAAAGAAAUUACCCAAGAUUGUGAAGGAAAAGACUUUCUCCCUGGAUACUCCUAAAUUUGAAGGAGAAGGGAAGUUGGAGUUGAGUGGCGUCUGUGGGAUCGAAUGCCAAAGGACACUCCCCGCACCACGCUUAGCUGACCUGAAUGAGUUGCUCUCCUAUGAGACCACCUUUGAGAAUGGCACAAGGACCCUGACGGAAGUGAAUGUCCUGGGGAUAGAGCCUGACGCAGCACCAAAUGCUACCUCCAAGGGCCUGUCAAGAAGGAAGAGACAGGUCUAUGGGACAGACAGCAGGUUCAGCAUUUCCGACACACGGUUUCUGACCAACUACCCUUUCAACACAGCUGUUAAGAUCUCCACAGGCUGCAGUGGCAUCCUGAUUUCCCCAAAGCAUGUGCUCACAGCUGCUCACUGUGUGCACGAUGGCAAAGAUUACAUAAAAGGCAGCAAGAAGCUGAGGGUGGGGUUGCUGAAGCUGAAAUCCAAAGGCAGUGGCAAGAGACGUCGAGGUGCUGCCAGGAGAAGCAAGAGGGAGGCGCCGGAGGUUGAGGUUCACCAAGCUGAUGCUAAACGAUCUCGACGGAGGUCUGGCAGCAGUCGAGCUGGCAGAAAACAAAAGACGUCUGGGUUGGAUGAGAAGAAAACUGAGCGAAAACCUUCUUUCCAGUGGACCAGAGUUAAAAGUACUCAGAUCCCCAAAGGCUGGUUGAGAGGUGUAACUGGAGAUGUUGCAGUAGAUUAUGAUUAUGCCGUUCUGGAGCUCAAGCGUCCCCAUAAAAAGAAAUACAUGGAUCUGGGCAUCAGCCCAGCUAGUAAAAUGAUGCCUGGAAGCAUGAUCCACUUUUCUGGCUAUGAUUCUGAUCGAUCUGGCCAGCUGGUCUACCGGUUCUGCAGUGUUUCAGAGGAAUCCAAUGAUCUCUUCUACCAGUAUUGUGAUGCUGAGUCGGGCUCUACGGGAUCAGGAAUCUACCUGCGUCUCAAGGAGCCCAACGAGAAGAAAUGGAAGCGCAAAAUUAUUGCCAUUUAUUCGGGUCAUCAAUGGGUGGAUGUCAAUGGAGAACAGCAGGAUUACAAUGUCGCAGUUCGAAUUACUCCCCUCAAAUAUGCCCAGAUAUGCCUCUGGAUAAAUGGGAAUGAGAACUGUGCCCAGGGGUGACAACAUCCGAUACAUGGUCCCCUAGUAUGGAAUGGUGCUAUAUAGAGAAGGCCUGCUGGACAUUGACUUGGGUCUGAUUUUGGUUGAACUUGAAACCAGCAAAUACCCUAUAAUAAACUGAGAAACUUAAAGCAUUUGUACAGCACUUACCAGGAUAUUUCAAGUGAGUUUUUUAAAUUGACCGUAGACAUGAGGUGCACUUAAAAUCUCCAAUUGUAUUACUGUAUUUAUUGUUUUUAUAUUGUGGUAAAUGUGAGUCUUUCCUACUCUACAGCAAAAAAUAAUGGCUCCUUGUUUGCUUGCAUUUUUUUGAAGAGCAGUAUCUUCUCUUGCAAUCGGUACUCUUAAAAUAUAGGAUUAUUUUGUUUUCAACUUAUUUGCUUGUCUCAGGGGUUUUGCAUCAAUAAGCAUUUUUCUAUUAAUGCAGAUUACUUUAUAGUAUCUGCUGGACUAUCCAAAUUGUUAAACACUGGGAUAAGACAAGGAAGAAAGUUUUCCCAUAGUACUUACUGCAGAGUCUAUACAAUGCAGAUCAUACCAUUAAGGUACUGUACCAUAGAUAAUAUAGCUAAGCACAGCAGUUCCUUUGAUACUAAAAGUGGGAAUGAUGAAUGUACCACCCAAGAAGGAAAGCCAUGAUUACAAUGUAAUGCUUGUAAACCUAAUUUUAAAAGUUAUGUAACUCUGGUAAGUAGGAAAGGUGUUUGUUUCAACCAAAUAAUGCUCCUUUUUGCUGAGAGGCAAUAGUGAUAACUACUAAUUCACAAUUACAAACUAAUACAGAGAUAAACAACUGAACAAUCCACAGAUCAUCUUAGUGAAUUAGUAAUCUUGGUUUCAAGAGUGAGGUCAGAAGAAACCAAUUGGUAAAUGUGUCCUUCCAAAAAUAUAGCAAGGGUAAUUUAACAGAGAGAAGGGGAGUUCCGUUCUCUCAGAUGGAAAUAAAACUGGCCCAUCUAUCAAAAUGAAUGAGGCAGGGAAAUCAUUGGGAUAAGAUGACUGUGGUGCUAUGAUUUAACAGUCAAAAACAUAGUAUUUUUAAUCGGAUAUAUGGUAGAGAGGGCAACUUGUCUGGCCUCAGAUGUUGUUGAUUGGCCAUUCUGUGACUGGGUUACUGUUAGUUUUCUGGGCUCUAUGGCCAUGUUCUAGAAGCAUUUUCUCCUGAUGUUUCAUCCACAUCUAUGGCAGGCAUCCUCAGAGAUUGUGAGGUUUGUUGGAAACUAUGCAAGGAGGUUCAUAUAUCUGUGGAAAGUCCAGGGUGGGAGAAAGAACUCUUGUCUGUUUGAGGCAAGUGCAAAUGUUGCAUUAGGCCACCUUAAUUAGCAUUUAAUGGCCUUGCAGCUUCAAAGCCUGGCUGCUUCCUGCCUGAAGGAAUCCUUUGUUGGGAGGUGUUAGCUGGCCCUGAUUGCUUCUUCUCUGGAAUUCCCUAUUUUCUGAAUGUUGUUUUUUAUUUCCUGUCCUGAUUUUUGCGUUUUUUUAAAUACUGGUAGCCAGAUUUUGUUCAUUUUCAUGGUUUCCUCCUUUCUGUUGAAAUUGUCCACAUGAUUGUGGAUUUCAAUGGCUUCUCUGUGUAGUCUGACAUGAUAGUUGUUAGAGUGGUCCAGCAUUUCUGUGUUCUCAAAUAAUAUGCUGUGUCCAGGUUGGUUCAUCAGGUGAUUUGCUAUGGCUGACUUCUCUGGUUGACUUAGUCUGCAAUGCCUUUCGUGUUUCUUGAUUCGUGUUUGGGCAAUGCUGCAUUUGGUGGUUCCUAUGUAGACUUGUCCACAGCUUCAUGGUAUAUGGUAGACUCCUGCAGAGGUGAGAGGAUCCCUCUUGUUCUUUGCUGAACAGAGCAUUUUUGUUAGACUUUCUUAGUGGGUCUGUAGAUAGUUUGUAGGUUGUGUUUCUUCAUCAGCUUCCCAAUUGCAACAUUCACACUUGCCUGAAACAGACAAGAGUUCUUUCUUCCACCCUGGACCUUCCACAGAUAUAUGAACCUCACUUGCCUAGUUUCCAACUGGGCUCACAACCUCUGAGGAUGCCUGCCAUAGAUGAAAAUGCUAUGGAGAAAAUGCUUCUGGAACAUGGCUAUUCAGUCUGGAAAACUCACAGCAACCCAGUGAUGCCGGCCAUGAAAGCCUUAGAUAACGCAUUCUGUAACUCUUUGCCAUUGGUUAUGCUAGAUAUAGCUGAUGGGAGUCAAAGGAAAGCUGAAGGGCCGAUCACCUUUCCAAUCCUCAACUCAUCAAAAAUGAUCAGAACAUUCUUCAGAAUAUGUAGGCCGACUCUUAUGUAAAUAUAUGAGAUAUGUAGCAAAAAACAUUUAGGUUCACUGCAAUUUUUUGAACCAUAACAUUUGCUAGGAAUGCUUUUAAUUUGAGCUUGAAGUAUACAUUUCAUUCAUUUCUUAAAAAGUGUAUGAGCUCAACUUUCUGUUUCAGAUGUACAACAAACCCAAAUCCAGAUGUAUGACAAACCCAACAAAAUGCUCUUUGAUAUGUAACAUUAAGAUGCAUGUUCUAGAUAAUAUAUGCUUGGUUUUAUUAAUAUUACUGUAAUUCAGUUUUUGAUUUGCAUUGUUAACAUUCGUUUUAACAUUCGUUUGUAUUGGUGCUAAAGAUAAAUAUGUGCCUUAAAUUCUGAGUUAUGGCAACCCAACCAUAGGCUGCCUUGGCAAAGUUUAUUCAGAGAAAGUUUGCUAUUGCCUUCCUGAGAGAGUGUGACUGUCUCAGUGUGUUUCCAUGGUCAAAGCAAGGCUUUGAACUGUGGUCUCUUCGAAGGCCAACAUUCAGAACACUCCACCAUGCUGACUAUUCAUUGGACUUCUAAAAAAUGAACUCAUUUUUGUAAAUGAUUGUAAAUUAGUAGCAAAUUUACUACUUUCAAUGAUGUUAUUAUUUCUGUUAUAAUGCAAUAUGUGCAUUUGAAAAGCAUCCGAAACAAAACUAACAUUUAUAAUGGUGGUUCAUAGUAUGUAUUUUCAAACCUUUUCAAUGUAAAUUUUUGUUUUUAAUUUUUUUUAAAAAAAGUUUAAUUGUGAGAAAAGCCAAAUAAACAACAUUGUGCAUCUUCUUGUUCUCAAAACCAGGACAUCAGUAAAGGACAUCAGUAAGAAAAGUAGAAAAGAAAAUGUAUUAAAAAGUAUAGCAGCAGUUGUGGCAAAAGUAUUUAUUUUAUCAUGUCUAAUAAACGUUUACUUUACAUUAAAAUAGUUUUAGACAA